Messenger RNA from Nerophis lumbriciformis (worm pipefish), 708 nucleotides. RefSeq lists its product as uncharacterized. The record is from RefSeq and is a predicted model, not a curated record. Lineage: Eukaryota; Metazoa; Chordata; Actinopteri; Syngnathiformes; Syngnathidae.
AUGGACUCUCGUCCAAUAAAGAACGAGACUUGUGGGCGUCUUCAGGGUUCAAUCCUAGGUCUCUCUCAUUUGGCACGUUCAGACGUCUUAUUUGGCAAACGAGAAGGAGGUCCUGGUUCAGGUCUGGACUCUUCUCAGGUUUGGAGCUUGCUCACGUCUUAUUUGGCUAACAAGAAGGAGGUCCUGGUCCAGCUCGGGGCCAUACAUCCAGCGGUCAUCCCCACACCGGCCUGCCGCCCCCGGGGUGACAUGGUCCAGAAGGUCCACCGCCUUCUCGCAGACCCGGGGGCGUCCUUUCCUGUCCACUGCCUGCCGUUCAACGCCAACGUGUCCUUCCCGCGCUCAGCCCUCUCCAACGGGACGGCCAACGGCACAAAGUGCGAGCGGCCAUUGCGGACGCUUUACGAGUGCCUGCAGGGGGCGGAGCAAGUCUUUAAGGACAACGACAUAGCUGAGAGAGAAGGCGGAGUCCCGUGGGACAAGCACAAGCUGGACCGCCUUCGGCACCUCCGGUACCGCCUGGUGGUGGAGGACGACUGCAUGUCCGCCCUGGGGGAGUCAGCUCGUUUCUCGUCCUACUUCCGGAGUGUGAGCGCUCUCGUCCGCCAGCAGGACAGCGCCACCUGCGGGUGGUCAGUGCUGCGGCGAGAUCUGCUGUGGCUUCUCAAGACGUUACUGGACAAACACCACCGCUGUUUUAGCUGGUGA